ACCAGGGUCAGAGCCCCAGGGCCCAGCUCAUGGCAAGGGCCCCUGGAUUUGCCUUUUUUAAAGAUUGCUGAGCCUUUUGGAAGGAAGGCUUUUGAUUCUUGAGUUUUCUAGGUUUCUGAGGAUGGGAUCUGGUGGCCCUCGGGCUGUGGAGGCAAGCCUUUUAUUUGAACGGAUAUGGGAAACCAUGUGAGUUAGCUGUGGAACUUAGCCUUUCUUCCAAGAGCCUUGGCGUGGGCCCCACGAUUUCUAGAUUAUCAAGGCCCGUAAAUCAAAAAACCAAACCAGUUGCCAUUAAUUCUGAUUCAUGACCCCACGUAUACAGAGUAGAACUGUGCUCCGGAGGGUUUUCAAGGACCUCAAGAAGCAAAUCAUCAGCCCUUUCUUCCGAAGUGUCCCUGGGCCUAGAAGGAAGCAUUUUUGCUCAGUCUGCUCAGAGGCCAGCCCUCCCUAGCUCAACCCCUAUGACUCAGGAAGUCGUCAACCAGGAAGUGUAGCAGUUCUUGAUCUGCUGGUCUUUUCUCGGACAACCGGUGAAUGGAGCUGUGAAGAAGUCGCUGCUACAGUGAGGUCUCCAGGAUUUGCCUCUUUGGUUCCAACUGCCUUCCUAACUCUUGACAAGCAUGGAUUUCAACAGCCUUCUGUUUAAUAUUGGCGAACAACUGGACAGUGAUAAACUGGCCUCUCUAAAAUUCCUUAGCCUGGACCACAUCCCACAAAGGAAACAAGAACACAUUAAGGAUCCCUUGGCAUUCUUCAGGGCACUCCAGGAAAAGAGAAUGUUGGAGGAGAACAACCAGUCCUUCUUGAAGGAGCUGCUUUUCCAAAUUCAAAGUCUAGACCUACUGACCAGGUACCUUGGUGUCAGUAAGCAGGAGAUGGAGAGAGAGCUUCAGAUACCAGGCAAGGCCCAGGUUUCUGCCUACAGGGUCAUGCUUUUUCAGAUUUUCGAAGAUGUGAACAAAGAGGAAUUAAAGUCCUUUAAGUUUCUUUUGAGAAAGGAGAUUCCCAAAUGUAAACUGGAUGAUGACAUGACCUUGCUGGAUAUUUUCAUAGAGAUGGAGAAGAGGGUCAUCCUGGGGGAAAGAAACUUAGAAACCCUGAAAAGAAUCUGUGGCCGAAUCAAUAAGAGCCUGCUGUUGAAAAUCAAUGAUUAUGAAGACUUAAGCAGAGAGGAAAGAAAGAGCCUUGGAAGAAGUUCAGAUGGAUUUUCAAAUGAGGAGGACUUGGUCGGAGAGCUGGCUAUCUCUGACUCUCCAAGAGAACUGGAAAGUGAGUCACAGGUAUCGGACAAAGUUUACCGAAUGAAAAGCAAACCUCGGGGAUACUGUUUGAUCUUCAACAAUUAUGAUUUUACAGUAGCACGGAAGGAUGUGCAGAAACUUUACAACAUUAAGGAUAGAAACGGAACAAACUUGGAUGCAGAGGCUUUGGAAAAGACCUUUAAGGAUCUUCACUUUGAGGUAGUACAUUUCAAAGACCACACAGCAAAGAAGAUCUGUGAAGUUCUGAAAUCCUACCAAAAUGAGGACCAUAGUAACAAAGACUGCUUCAUCUGCUGCAUCCUCUCCCAUGGAGACAAGGGCAUCAUCUAUGGCACUGAUGGGCAGGAGGCUUCCAUCUAUGAACUGACCUCUUACUUCACUGGUUUGAAGUGCCCUUCCCUUGCAGGCAAACCCAAAAUCUUUUUUAUUCAAGCUUGCCAAGGGAGUAACUACCAGAAAGGUAUAGCCAUUGAAACCGACUCAGAGCAGCAGGAAGCCUGUUUAGACAUGGCAUCAUCUCCGAAGAGCUAUAUUCCAGAUGAGGCUGACUUCCUGCUGGGGAUGGCCACUGUGAAUAACUGUGUUUCCUACCGAAGCCCCAUGGAGGGAACCUGGUAUAUCCAGUCACUUUGCGAGAGCCUGAGAGAAAGAUGUCCUCGAGGCGAUGAUAUUCUCACCAUCCUGACAGAAGUAAACUAUGAAGUGAGCAGCAAGGAUGACAAGAAAAACAUGGGGAAACAGAUGCCACAACCUACGUUCACACUGAGAAAAAAACUCUAUUUUCCUCUUAAUUGAUGCUAGUAUUUAUCUACAUAUCACUGCUGCUUUAUUUUUUGAUAAGCUAGUAUUAUUUUGCUUAAUUUAAUACAGUAUUGCUAUUUUGCACUUUUUUUUUUUUUUAAUGGCAGGAAGGGGAGAGAAUAGGAGUCAGGACAUUCUCCUAACGGUCCCGUGAAGUCAAGCCCGUCUCUGCCUUUGCAGUAACAGCAGUCAGUACCACACAUUUAUAGCCACAGCCAUUAUCUUCAUUGCAUUUUUAAUUAGUGAAAAAAUUUUAAAAAUUUAUAGUAGAUGGAAAAAGUAUAUUAAGCUUAAAAGUAACAACAUAUCAUAAAGGUUCAAAAACACUGGCAGAAUGUUUCUUUACAGAGAACCACUUAAAUUCAUAUUCCCUUUAAAUAGUUAAGCAUUUUGUUAAAAAAGCAAAAACAAGAACUUAAGAGCAGCAUUCCAGACCUUUUACUUUGAACAUGGUGUAACUAGCAGCCUGGAGCCUUUAUAAGGCACGAGAAGAGAAGGAAGGAGUGAAAGCCAUUUCCCACUAUGAAGCAGGCCUCAGGUGAUUUGUCAGACUUGCCUGUCAGCUGCUGAGGCAUAGAUUCUAUGAGGUAGAAUUCAUAUCGGGGGAAAUGACAGCAGUACUCUCUCAAAGGCCACUUAUGUAGAUUUUUGUUAUCCAACAGCAUUAAAAAAAAAAAAAACUCAGGUGU
Molecule: messenger RNA, 2752 nt
Organism: Loxodonta africana (African savanna elephant)
Lineage: Eukaryota; Metazoa; Chordata; Mammalia; Proboscidea; Elephantidae
Gene: CASP8
Product: caspase 8
Exons: 10
Coding region: 621-2057 (478 amino acids)
Biological process (GO): apoptotic process; regulation of apoptotic process; proteolysis
Molecular function (GO): cysteine-type endopeptidase activity; protein binding
Source: RefSeq, a predicted model, not a curated record